AUGGUUCCUUUGACAAUGUUUUCCACAUGCAUAAGCGGCAACAAAAGGGUGGCUUUUAUAAAUUGGGCGGAUACCCUGAAAAAAGUCAGACUGGUUAGAUGCAGAAUAAAUGCCAGUCAAAAUCUAAUGAUAUUGAAUUAAAUGUAACACAACGAUUCCUAUAUAGUGAAGAAACAGUCACGAGAGUUUUAAUGCGAGUCAGCUUUGUUUGAAUAUGAAGUUGUUUCAAAAGUUCAAAAAUAUCACUGGUGUUGGGAAAAGGGUAUGGUUUCAGGCGAAAGACCCUUGCAGACAUAAUGUUGCCAUAAUUUUUAUUAAGGGUCAAACUAACACAUACAGGAUGACCCACACAACAAGAAAGGCUCUGCAACUACCAGAAAAGAUUUCGAAAGCUUUAGAAGCCAUGCUCGUGGAGGGUCAUGCAACUGGCAAGUUUUUCGAAAACAAAGAGAUUGUGAAAGGCUAUGACUUUGACAAAGGACUUGAUUACCGUGAGAUUUUCAAGUCCUUCAUGAACAAUGGAUUUCAGUCGACACUAUUUGCUAAAGCUGUUAAUGAAGUCAAUGCAAUGAUAGCAAAAAGGAAACUACCCUUGACAGAUGUAAGCCCAAACAAAGAUGAAGAAGUAGAACCAAGAAAAAACUUAACAAUAUUUCUUGGAUACACUUCAAAUAUGACAUCAUGUGGAGUUCGAGAUGUUAUACGAUUCCUUGCAAAACAUCAUCUGGUUGACUGCCUUGUAACAACUGGGGGUGGAAUAGAAGAAGAUUUUGUUAAAUGUCAUGGUCCUACAUUUGUUGAUGAAUUUAAUUACAAUGGAAGUGAAGCCAGAAAGGCUGGAUUGAAUCGUAUUGGAAAUCUAAUUGCACCAAAUGAUGGGUAUCGUAAAUUUGAUGAUUGGUUUAUGACUGUGCUUGAUAGAAUGCUGGCAGAACAGACUGAGAAUAAUGUGAAUUGGACACCAUCAAAGAUGAUAAGACUCAUGGGAGAAAUGAUAGACAAUGAAGAAUCUAUUUAUUACUGGGCAUUUAAGAACAAUAUCCCAGUACUUUGUCCAGCAAUAACUGAUGGAGAAAUUGGCGAUAUCAUUUAUUCAUAUUCCUAUAAAAAUCCAGGUCUUAGAAUUGACAUUGCAGAAGAUACUAGAAAGAUUAAUGACUUGUCUGUAUAUUCAAAGAACACUGGAAUGCUUAUACUUGGCGGUGGACUUCCAAAACAUCAUAUUUGCAAUGCUAAUUUGAUGAGGAGCGGUGCUGAUCAUUCUGUUUUCAUAAACACUGGUAUGGCAUUUGAUGGAAGCGAUGCAGGUGCAAGCCCCAAUGAAGCAGUCUCAUGGGGCAAGAUCAAAGCCUCGGCAAAGCCUGUUAAGGUUGUUGGCGAAGCCUCAAUUCUUUUCCCUCUGCUUGUUGCUGAGACUUUUGCCAGGGACUUUUAUGGCGAGAAUGACGAGGUAUCCAAUGGUUCUGCAGCACUGACCAAAUGAUAUUAUGAAACAAACUUAGGGAUUGAACAAACUUAGGGAAUCGCUUAUCCGUUUUAAUCAAAUGUAAAGAACAAAAACUUAGUUGUGAAUGGGAAAUGAAAGUACAUACUAUACAAUUGCUGAAUGUGGCAUGAGGUAAAAACGAUGCUUAAUCUUUUCUUACAUAUUUUAAUGAAGCAAAUAUCUAUUAUGUUUUGUGAUAUCUGGUAAGCUUUUCAAACCCUGAAAUAAAUGUACUGGAUUUGCGCUUUCCUAAUUGGAGUCUACGUGCAAUUUUUGUAACAUAAGAAGAUUCCAUGGAAUACAUCCUUCUAGUUAAAGAGCAGGCGCGCAACUACAGGGGGGGGGGUCCUGGGGGUCGAGACCACUGCCCUUUUUUCUCAAAGAAAGAAAAGUGCCCUUCUUUUGAAAAAAUUGCUUGAAUAUUUUUUUGAUCGCACUAAAGGGAAUUGUCAUAAAUGACACAUCCAUGCGAUGUAAUGGACCUCUAAGAAAUACAGAUAAAUGAUUUGUCAGUCUUUCACACAGUGAUAGAGUCUAUGUUCAAGCUCCUACUCUGCAGCGUGUUUUAUGAUGCGCUACGCACUAGUUUUGAAGAAGAAUUUUUCUGGGACUCAAAAACCAAAAUAAUGGCACAAGACUUUGAAUGGGAUAGGGCCUCUACGACCACUGGUAAAAAAGUCAGAAGAAAGAAACCAAGACAUCUUUCAGUCUGUUUCAAUGGCCCAUAUAAUUGAAAGAUUCGUAGAGGACCUUUGCAUGAAACAAGCGAAUGUAGAGAAAUACUCGCGGACUGGUAUUAGCAAGCAGUGAAGAUACCACAAUAAGUUAAUGUUCAGCUGUUUCAUUCCUCAGCUGAAGUUGAUGUUCAGCUGUAUUACAGCUCAGCUGAAGUCAAGACUUGCAGGCAGAAACCAGCUGAACUCAAGGCUCAUGGACCUGUUAAACCUCCUCCCAUCUGUAAUGCGAAGCAUAUAAUUCAAUGUUCUUAAGGCCGUUCAUAUUUUAAAGAGCAAAUUGUUUUCGGAUAUGGAGAAUAAAGGACUGAUUUUUAAAAAUGCCACCGAGAGGGGGCAAGGGGGAAAAUUGCCCUAGGCCCUCAAGGUCUAAGGGACCUCAUAAAGCAAUCAAUUCCGCUUUAACAUAGAACUAAAUAAAAGUAAAAAAAUUACACUUAAAAAGUAAACAUUUUGAACGAAUGAAUGAAUUCAAGCUAUUCAUAAGGGCGUUGUUACAAAAUUUUGUUGCUCGCUUCUUUUAUCCCCCCCCCCCCCUCGGGUCUUCAGAGGUCUUUAAUUCCCCCCCUCGGGUCUCCAAAACCUCUCGGCGGCCCUGGAUGUUAGACAGAAAGUAGAAGUCCGCUGAGAUUUGAGAAAAUAGACGAAGGAAUAAAAUACAGACUCAUACAUCACAAUUUUUCUGUAUUGGUCAGUUUUCUUUGCCUGGCAUACAAUAUUUACAGGUAUACUAACUGCUCAUAUUUUUGUUGUACCUAAACAAAUGCCCCGAUGGACCUUCGGCGUACACGAAAUGCACCCUGGCAUCUCUUCUGUUGAACGUGAACGUGAAUAAAGUUUCCUUAGUGCCCUUUUUUGUCUUGGACCCCUGCCCUCUGAAAUUCCUGGUUGCGUGCAUGAAGAGUAUUGCAAUGUGAGAUUUAUGUCCUUCAGAGCUGAUUUUAGGAAUGGUUGUGUGAUGGGGAAUAUUUAGGAAUGGUAUGAGUAUGGUGUCUCUAAGAAACAGCUUUUCGACUAGCACUGAGUUGAUUUUACAUUAGGAAACUAUAUUACACAUAACUUUUGAAGGCAGAGAGAUCGCACAGUGAGAUUUUGUGGGUGAUGGCCUAUCCUCAAAUUUUCAUCACAUUUAUCAUCCUUAGAAAACUGCAAGAAUUGCAUGAGUAAACUGGUGAUGAGAAUAAUUAACCUUUCAAAUGAAUCAUAGAAAACAGUUUCGUUGUUUUAAUUAAGAUAACUUUUUGUGUUGUAAAAAACAGUGAAGUUAUGGGAUUUGAUAACUGCCUGUCGAUAUACGUUGAGUAAAUUUCUAUCUUGAUUGACUAGGCAGUUUUACAUUUCUUUUAAGUUUCACAGACGGCCCUGCUUAUAUCUCUGAUAAUAUCAUAUAGGUGUACUAAUAGUAUUUUUGAUUAAAAAUUAGAAUUUCUUUGUUUCUUAUCUUUUGAGGUAAGGAUGGCUUUCCUUGGCCUAUUUUGGCAUGCCUUCCCUUCUGGGGGGGGGGGGGUUGGUGAUUUCACAUUGCUUUUUCCGAAUUCCUCCCGUUUAAGAAUUUUAGGUCUUUGAAAUUUGAAUUUUUAAGGUUUUCGCCGAGUGGUUUGACGUUGCGCUUUAAUUCCUGCGAAUAUAGACCAUCAACUAACACCGUAUUUGUCCUUUUGUUUCUUAUUCCCCAUUGUCCCCUUACGCUGACGGAAUUACAAUGUGAGUGGGGGGGGGUUACUUGAUGUAAAGAGCCCCCAAUGAUACAGUGUCGAAUGCUUUAUCUAACUUCUCCAAGUUUUGUUUUCUGUGUCUUGGUUCCGCGAGAGGGCCUUCAGCCUUUAUGGAUUUUGGAUAUCUGGAUAUAGUAAUUCAAAAAGUUCUCGACUGAAGUCAACCAAAGUCUUGUCUUCAUAAAGGUCUAUAUUUGGCGAUUUAUACAGAGAAGAUUCUCAGCAAAGUAGCUGUAUCUAGAACUCUAGAACCACCAUUUUCUGAGAAUGAAUUCAAGAAUAUUCUAGCACAAGGUCAUUGGCUUUCUUCAGCUGGGAAUUCUAUGUUAUUUAUCCAUGCUUGACCCCCUUACAAUCAGUAAUAGACAGUAAGCACACUUUGGAUUGGUGCUUCCUUAAAGACUGAAGACCUGAUCAAACAUCCUUCUUAUGAGACGGUUUUGCGAUGUCAAUAUUUGUUGUCGUCACUCUUUCUUCAGUUUAGGUAAUCUGUAUUUUGCUUUCCUUUAUUAAUAACGCGCUUACAUCGUUUCUUAUAAGAACUCGAGAUAAAAUUCCUCCUAAGGAAUUGUAAAGUAUUGUCUACAAGUCAACAUAUGUCUUUUGUUUCCCAUAUGCAAUAAAUUGCAAUAGAACGGAUUGUUACUGACGAUUCGGACUUCAUGUAACGGUGUGUUUUUAUAUUGACUCGAGUUGACAGUUUUGCUAGAGGCAGCGACAAGCGUCCUUUCUACGACGAGUACCAGCAGACGUUGUCUUCAUCAGUCAGCAAUACUUGCAUGAACGGCAAUUGGCUUGAAGAUAUCUCGUUUCCAACUAUUGACACUGCUCAAACUUCUCGAUCGUUUUAGGUCCCAAAAUUGUCUUAUUCUGCAAACAUCCACUAUUGAUAUAUGAAAUAGUUUCUGAUGCAUUAGCACAGCCUCCUCUCAUUAUCUUCCGCUACAAACAUCAUAAUGGUGAUGGUUAUCAAAAGCAGAUUUCGGGUGACUUGGAGCUAUAUACGGCUGUGUCUUUACCUUGCCUCCAUGAUCUGGGCCAUCGAUGCCGAGCUGUUUGUUUACAGUGAAAUGCAAUGCGAAGAUUUGUGCCUACGUAGCACUUACUGCACCGGGUAUAAAUUGGAGAAGAAAGACGGAGACAGCAAGACAAAGUGUCAUCUAAUUUCAAAUAAACAUGAAACUUUGUUACUAAGAGACCGGCUAGCUCUGAAGUGUAGCCCCAACCCAUGUCAACAUGGCGGAACCUGCAUUGAGGAUCCCAAGAGGUGCAGGAAGAUAUUUUGCACUUGCAAAAAAAAUUGGACGGGAACAGUUUGUGAAAUUAAGGAUAAAGAUGCUGGUGGAGCCGUACUUUCAGACUGUGCCUGACUAGGAUAUUUGGUAAGCUUUAAGAACAGGCGAUUCAUGUUUCUAUGGAGUUAUUUUGUUGUAAAGACUUUAAAAAGGCAGGACGGUUAAAGUAGAGACUUCUUUGAACAAAUCGAACCGAGAAAAGUUAAUGCAGAGGAACUCACAAAAGCAAGAAUAAAGAUAGUUUCUAGACAUAUCACAGCAGAAAUUUGUAGAUUUUUUAGACUUUCAAAUAGCAUAAUUUAGGACCUUUUCACGCUUAAUGAGAUCUUUUGAUGUUCUUAAACCAGGUGCUCCCAUUUGAUCUUUUCUCUCGUGAUGGUAUUAUUUCACUUGAAAAUAAAUAUUAUAAUUUUGAUUAUAUGCACCUUUUAAUCAUACCGACAAAAUUCUUAGCAAAGACGUUCUUACUACAAUUUGAUUUAUGGUAAGAGUUUAUUUGGCAAAAGAGUUGAGCUACUAAACAUACUAUAUGGAAUAAAAUCACACCAGACCAGAAAAAUUUACUUCAACCACAAAAUAUUAAUGAAAUACGUUCUGAACUUGCCUUGGUUCUACCAAUUCUAAAUGGAAACGGUAUUUAAAUUGUUUUUGUUUUGUGGAAAGCUGUUUGUGCCUUUGAGAAAAACAUAGCAAAGUCCGUAAUCAAUAUCCCCCAAAAUCAAUAACCCAUUCCCCUAUUGUAUACUAUAGUUACCUUGAAGCUUGACACAAUAAGAAAACCUUUUUCCUAACACGAAACAUAAAGAGGGGGGGGGGGGGUUUAUCCGAUGUCAGGUUGAUUUCACAAUUUAUCCCGAUAACAAAGUUUGCCGAGUAAGCUACAGUAUAAUCCGGUUAUGACGUACUUUAAGGGACCAGCGUAUUAAGUACGUUAUAUCCGAAGUACGUUGUAACGAGGGUAAGUAAAAAUUGACUAAAACCAAGCACACCUUUUGCCAGGACCAAGUACACCAGUACGUUAUAUCCGAAAGUACGUAAUAACCGAGUACGUUAUAACGGGAUUCUACUGCCAAGUAAAAAGCCAAUUCAUGACUCUUGAAGGCAGUCAUAAGCCACCUUCAUCCCGUAGCACAGCAUGGACAGAGCUAUUUGUUAAGCAGAGAUAGUGGAGUUCUUACAGUUCACAACAGUAUGUGCCCCCAGUUAAACAACUCCUUUGACAAACACAUAUAACAAAAAACAAGCAGGAAACGGAAGACGAGUCUAAAAAAUAACCUGGUUUUCAUAUGAGAAGCAUAAUAUCGAAAAAACCACAAGUAUAAUACAAUGCAAUUUUAAAAGGAAAAAAUCUACCUUGAUAUGUAGUUGUAAAAGAUAAAAUCAUAAAGUAACAACUGUUUUUUGCAAGGAAUCCCAUUUUGCAAAACUGACUCCAUAAAAUUGACAUCUGUCCUUUUGAAUAACUCACGAAAGCAUGUAAGCAAAUCGACGGAAGGGGAUCCGGCAAGAAGAACCCAUGCAUAAGAUGCCUCUUUUCAGGUCAUUAAAAACAAUUAUUUCAUCUCAGUAUGUUGCAAGAGCUUAUCAUUGACAGGCUAGCUCUCUUCUUCCAUAUGAAUGUCUUCCUUGUGCUUCUUCUUCGUCUUCUUGUGCCUGUGCUUUCUUUUGCCGGUGUCUCCAUCUUCGUCUCCUUCUUUACGCCUGCUUUUCUUUUUCUUUUGCUUCGAUUUGCUUUUUUUAUGGCGCUCUUCUUCCACCUCGCUCCCAUCCCGCAAUUCACCUGCUUCUAAAUCGUCAUCUUCUAUUCGCGAUUUUUCAUCAACACCAUCUUGAACUUGAGCUGCUCUCGAUUUUUUGUCUUUUCCUAAGCUCGAGCUUCGGUCUCUUUCCCUAUUCAGAACAAAAUCACAAACGAUUAUUUUUGUUGCUGGAGAAAAAAUCAUUAAUUACUAAUAAUGAAAAACUUUUAAUCAUUUUUACUAUUAGAAAUGAAAUCGUAUUGAAUAUUUAUGGAUCUUGAGAGGGACAAGGAACGCGGAGGACUAUUUCGUCAAAUUUCAUUCAUAUAUUACAACAAUUUAACAUCAGUUCUUUACUAAAAGCCCAUUAAUAUCGCCAACUUACAAUUUUAGGAGACAAAACGUGUUUCUUGGAUUUUUGAACUUCUGUUGAUAAAGUUUCAAUUUGAUUGAUAGCUCGAUGUUAACAUAAUAAAACUUUCCAAUCAACAAAUUAACUUUUCCAGCAUAAUUAACGAUUAAACUUGGAUCCUCAAAGGCAUUGAGUCAUGGUAAAUAGGCCUUCUCUAUAGGGGGUCAUUUGGUUUCGGCGUGAUCGUUGCUGUUUCACGUGAUAUUGGCAUUUUUGAUUUUUCCAGACUGGCUUAGAUUGUAUGCUAGCUAUCUUUAGAAACACUAAAAAAACUUCUAUACUGAGCGAAAAAUUGCCACUAUUUUUUAAACCUAAAAAGAUUAAUAACGAUUCUAAGAAAUUAGCCGUACAACCUCUUCAACAAUGCCUCUUAAAAAACUGUUCCUUCUUCACAUAAUUCCUCAUUUUCAGCUAGUUUCUAUAUAACAAACAUGAGAAAUUGUACUUGCCUUUUCGACUGCAAUUUCCUGUUAUCAUCUUCAGAGGAUCUUGGCCGAUCUUUGGAAGUGCUUUUCCUGUCAUUCACAUCUUUACCAUUUUGUGCAUCCAAACCAUCAUCCUCUCGGGGAAUCUUCUUCUCGGAGUUGUACCUAUCCUUACUAUAGCUCUUUCUUUCUCUACUUUCCCUUGACCUUUCAUUACUGUAACUCCUAUGAGCCUUCUCUUUGCUACGGCUUCUCAUGUCUCUGCCACGGUUUCUUCUGUCUCGGCUCAAACUCCUUCGCGUCCUUUCAAGGUCUCUGCUUCUGCUUCUGCUUGACCUCCUACCCGUACGCACCUUAUCACCAUGUUUUGCCUGCCUCUCUUUGGAAACAGCGUCUCUGCUACGACUUCUUUUCUCUCGACUCCGACUUCUUCUUAAUCUAUUUCUAACUCUUUCUUUACUCAGACUUCUUCUGUCACUUCUUCUUGACCUGUCACCACUGCGGCUUUGUCUAUGGCGUGCACGUUCAGCACUGCGGCUACGUCUACGCGGGCUUCUCCGCCGUGGUGACCUUUCGCGACUUUUGCUUCGUCUAUCUACGUUUCGACUUGGUCUUUCUACACUGGGACUUCUUCUUCUACGUGCUUCCCUUGGGCGUUCAUCUCGCACAGAACGAUCCCGACUUCUGCUUCUGUUAGAGAAAGGUAGGAAAAUGUAUUAAAGAAUAAGUCAAUACGUUUCACCAAUAAGCCUUUAAAAUUUCAAAAAGAGCUUCAUAAAAAAUACACAGAAGUUUAAUGGCUAAAAAUGCUGAGACAUUAACAAGAAACCAAACUAGUAAUAUUCCACCAAUUCCCUCCCUCUAAAAUCAAUGUUGUUACAAGAACGGUUGGUAAUGCGUACUUUCUCACUUAUACUGUAACCAUCUCAAUUAGCAUUGACAUCGAGCGACGGGGGUAAAGGUGCCUAGUGCAUAUCACAUGCAGAAAACGCAUUUAUAUAAAGACUAGGUAAUUACCCAAUAAAAAAAUAUGUUGCAGACAUACCGAUGAUGCAUUUUUGAAUACUUUUCAGCUUCACCAAAAUCAGCUUCACCCCUGAAAUUGAGAGGAAACUCAACGAUAAAACUAAACACGGACAUUAAGAUAGAAAACUAAAGCUGCAAUUGUAAAACAAAGCAUAAGGCAAUCUGGUUUUAAAAUCUGUUGCAUUUGAAAAAGAGGGGUGCUACUGUAUUUAAAAUCAACGACCCCCAAAAAGGGAUAAUAUUCGAGCUUUCGUGGUUUAAGUCUCAAACGGACAGCCAAAAUGACUAUUGUCUUCCUCCUUGUUAAAAAGAUAGCCAAAAUUUAUUACCUUCUUAUUUUACAAGAAAGACGUCAAUUUAUACCGUAAGUUUCUAACUAUCUCCUGUCAGUUUUUCAUAGAGCCAAACUCUCGUGCACCUAAAUCAACAGCAUAACAGAAAAAUUCUAAUAGGAAAAAGCAGCUUUGCAAAAAAGUCUUAAUUAAAAAUAUUUAAGCUUGUGUUGCAUGCUAGCAAACUGCGUUUUAGUGUUGAAAUUCAGUUAACUAAAAUUUGCAAAACGGAGUGCAUCGUGCAAUAUACUGAUACCAUAGUAACCAUUCUUAAGCAAUAAAUACAAUAUGAUACCUGUGCAUACCAUAUUUUACAUUGAUGAAACCAGGAUACCGUAUAGGCUGUUUUGUAAUCCUAAUAAAGUCAAUCACAUCAUACUUCAUACUGCUUGUCUAGCAUAUAUCUAUUUAUCUAUGCAUUGUGUCAGUUUAAAAGCAAUUGCAACUGGUUUUAAGAUUGGCCACCCAAGUCAUGGCUAUGAGAAUCAGGAACCUUCUCCAAAUAUGCAAAUUAUUUUUCAAAUACCAGAUAAGACUAGCUUUGUUUGACAACCACAACUUUAGUGUCACAACACCCCCUCUCUAGUAGGUACUGACAAUACCCUGGUUAAAUUUUGGCAAAAAACUACCAAAAAGGGCAUUCCAUUUACAAGCUACUUGUUUAACAUGAGUAGUCUUUGCCCUUACUGUUUUAUCUCUCUCAGUUUUUAACACCAUUCAAAUCAGCAUGAAAUAGGAAAUUUCCAAACCAGCACCUGCAAAUGUGAACAGCUGUAUUUAGAAACACUCAACUUUGUUCUAAGCAGUUGUGAGAGGACUUUGCACUUUGUUGUAUAAGGCAUUAUGAAGAUAGGAGGCUUCAUCUGUUGUCUAUAAACAUGACACAUCAGCUAAUUUGAACAUUUAAUGCCUUCUCUAUCCGCAAGGCACCUUCUAUUCACAAGUACUGUCUCAUUCAAGUAACAACUUAAUACGCUGAUUGGUUUAUUAAAAUUUUUCUAGAGAAAUGAGCCACUAAGAUUGAAAGCUGUUUGCUUAGACUGCACCAAACUAAUUUGAAACUAAAAACUGGAAAAUCUGAUAAAGACACCAUGUUUAACAAUAGCAAAAAGCAUAAAUUGAUAAAUUACAUACCUAGGUAAAUUUCAUGUAUUUAAUUAAUGAAAUUCAGAACAAUUUAGAUUAAGUAAUUGAACAUAUGUUUAAAAAACCAGAACACCAACAGCCUAAGAAUAAAAAAACUCAACUUUACAUCAGGGUUGGUUUUCUUUUAUUGGACAAGGUAACUUGGUAAUUUGUAUUUUGCAGCAUAUAAAAUUUUAGAAGAAAUGAAACCCCAGACUGGAAAUCCUUUUGAACAAUUAUUAUUCAUAAAUAUUAGUAUUUUCCAAGAUUCUUUCUAAAUUUCGACAUAAAGAAAAAUAUAUAUAUCACUUAGAAUAAUAUAUAUAAAGAACAUAAAGAAGACGUAAAGACAUAGAGACAUAGAGAGAGUUUUUGAAAACAAUCAUUAAUUUACAGUACCAAAACAAAACCAAGAAUAAAAAGAUUGAGUGGGCCUUACCUUGUUCUAUAUUCCCCAUCUUCUUCCCGUUUUGAUUUGGCAUAGCGCUCAGCCUCCCCCCAACCUUCAUCAGCCUUCCUCUUGUGAUCAUCACAAAGAUUCAGCUCUGUCAGCCUCUCUCUAAUGUCUUUCUCAACAGGCACAGGGAUCCUAGGAAAUAGCGUCCCAUACCAUUCCAAUUUAAGUAAAAAACUACGGACAAGUUGUCCAAUUGUCAUUGUGCAACCCCCACCAGCCUUAACAUCCAGUUCCUACGAAAGAAUAAAAAGUGAUAUCUAGAUGAUAUAAUAUGCUAGGGCUAAUGAUAUACAACUGAAACUAACAUUGAGCAAAUAAAAACACGAGUGAAGCAUAAAAAUUGUUGCUUUUUGAUGCAGCCAUUUUCAGUGAAAAAUAUUUUCUUCAAAAAAAAAUAAGUAAACAGACUGCCACAAUAAAACUCCUUCUGGUCUAACUAAUCACAAAGUUCUUUAUUUAUGAACAUGAGUUGAAAAUCACCCAAACCUCUUUCAUAUCCACGCACCUCUUCAUCUUCUAAAUAAGGUUCCAGCCAAGACCAAAGCUCUUUUGGUUGAAGGCAAUACCUAAAAUAAGAUGAAUCAAAACACUAGAAUUUUGCUACUCAAUUUUUUAAAGACAGUUUUGUGAGAUUCCUCUCCCAUGAAAAACUUGGUUAAUUGGGAAUAUGUUUGUUAAUACCCUUCCAAAAGCAUUGAAUUCUUAUGAGCAAAUCUUCCAUUCUGCUUUCUACUUAUUCUGUGCCUUAACUUGACACACUCAGAAUAAAUAAUAUUUUAAAUUCUUUGAAAACAGUAGCUUUAAGACUGUUAGAACUAGACA
Rhopilema esculentum is the source of this 11568-nucleotide messenger RNA. Its product is annotated as deoxyhypusine synthase. Gene Ontology annotation, molecular function: deoxyhypusine synthase activity. NCBI's taxonomy places the organism in Eukaryota, Metazoa, Cnidaria, Scyphozoa, Rhizostomeae, Rhizostomatidae. Gene Ontology annotation, cellular component: cytoplasm. Gene Ontology annotation, biological process: peptidyl-hypusine biosynthetic process. The record is from RefSeq and is a predicted model, not a curated record.